This is a messenger RNA of Hibiscus syriacus, 1910 nucleotides long. RefSeq names its product endoglucanase 17-like. The coding region runs from base 46 to 1557 and encodes 503 amino acids. Gene Ontology annotation, molecular function: hydrolase activity, hydrolyzing O-glycosyl compounds. The record is from RefSeq and is a predicted model, not a curated record. NCBI's taxonomy places the organism in Eukaryota, Viridiplantae, Streptophyta, Magnoliopsida, Malvales, Malvaceae. Gene Ontology annotation, biological process: carbohydrate metabolic process. The transcript is spliced from 8 exons.
CUUACAGCAGAUUGGUUAGUUGGGGACUUGGGGCAGCCUGAAAAUAUGGGUCUCUCUCUUUCUCCUUUGGUUCUAAUAGUUCUUGCUUGUUCCACUGGUUCUUUUCUUCAAUGUAAUGGCAACCCCUUUCGCCGCCACCACAGUCGCGUUGCCAAGCAUAACUAUAGAGAUGCACUUUCCAAAUCUAUCAUAUUUUUCGAAGGCCAAAGGUCAGGGAAGCUUCCCUCUAACCAGAGGGUUACUUGGAGAAGAGACUCUGGCCUCUCAGAUGGUGCUGCCAUGCAUGUUGAUUUGGUGGGAGGAUACUAUGAUGCUGGAGAUAAUGUGAAGUUCGGGUUCCCAAUGGCCUUCACCACCACCAUGCUUUCCUGGAGUGUGCUUGAGUUUGGUGGGCUGAUGAAAGGAGAGUUACAAAAUGCAAAACAAGCCAUCCGUUGGGCUACUGAUUACUUGCUUAAAGCUACUGCACAUCCAGACACCAUUUAUGUUCAGGUUGGUGAUGCAAACAAGGACCAUUCUUGCUGGGAAAGACCAGAAGAUAUGGACACUCCGAGAAGUGUUUUCAAAGUAGACAAAAACACUCCCGGUUCUGAUGUAGCUGGGGAAACUGCUGCUGCUCUAGCAGCUGCCUCUUUGGUCUUCAGAAGAAGUGACCCCACUUACUCCAAGCUUUUGGCUAGGAGGGCUAUCAGGGUGUUUCAGUUUGCUGAUAAGUACAGAGGCCCCUAUAGCAAUGGGUUGAAAAAGAAUGUAUGCCCGUUCUAUUGCUCUUAUUCUGGUUAUCAGGAUGAAUUGUUGUGGGGGGCUGCUUGGCUACACCGAGCCACCAAGAACCCUACCUACCUAAGCUACAUUCAGGUAAAUGGGCAGAUACUUGGAGCUGCAGAGUUCGACAACACUUUCGGAUGGGAUAACAAACAUGUCGGAGCAAGGAUUCUUCUUUCCAAGGCAUUCCUUGUCCAGAGACUGAAAUCUCUCCAUGAUUACAAGGGACACGCAGAUAAUUUCAUUUGCUCCAUCAUACCAGGAGCCCCAUUCUCUUCAUCUCAAUACACUCCAGGUGGGCUCUUGUUUAAGAUGAGUGACAGCAACAUGCAGUAUGUUACCUCCACUUCAUUCCUGCUUCUCACCUAUGCCAAGUACUUAACAUCAGCCCACCAGGUUGUUAACUGCGGUGGCAUCAGGGUCACCCCGAAAAGGCUCCGAACCAUUGCCAAGAAACAGGUGGACUAUCUGCUAGGGGACAACCCGUUAAAGAUGUCCUACAUGGUAGGAUACGGUCCAAGGUACCCGCAAAGGAUACACCAUAGGGGCUCAUCUUUGCCAUCGGUUGCAAAUCACCCAGCCAAGAUCCAAUGCUCCGCAGGCUUUAGUUUCAUGAAGUCUCAAUCUCCCAACCCCAACAUUCUGGUAGGUGCAGUCAUUGGUGGUCCAGACCAGCACGACAGGUUUCCAGACCAACGGUCUGAUUAUGAGCAAUCAGAACCAGCAACAUACAUCAAUGCACCCCUUGUAGGAGCGUUAGCUUACCUUGCUCACUCUUUUGGUCAGCUUUAAGGGACCCAAUAGUCUCCACCACUACCCCUUUUCAGGGUUAUCUGCAACUUUAACAUAUUUAGGUAUCCGUAAUGUUUUCUUUUUAAUUAAUUUAAAAAGUGUUAAAAAGUUAUAGUAGUAGUCCUCCGGGAAGUGCACAAAGCGUCGAGGCAAAUGGGGGUCCAAACCUUGAAGGCUGAAGCACAAUUGUCAAGGAUGAACGGGGUUGUGUUUGUUUUUAUCUAUAAACAGUUUUUAGCCUUUGGUAUUAAUGGCGUGCCAAGAACGGCGUUUAUUUGUAACGGCAAAGCUCAAGCUAUAAGAAUUUUGGGCUCGAACAAGUAAUAGUCCGUUUUGGGGAUUUGCUUUUUCUC